Molecule: messenger RNA, 14819 nt
Organism: Amoebophrya sp. A120
Lineage: Eukaryota; Dinophyceae; Syndiniales; Amoebophryaceae
Source: the annotation of a GenBank genome assembly
CUCAAAACGAAGAUUGUUACUAAGUAAUGCUUACAGCCUCACAUUUCCUUACAGAUACAGAUAUCCCCAUUCGCGUUACACCGACCUCCCUACCAUCAGAUUCAUUGUGCAACAACCCGCCCAGGAGUAAACGUCAAAGUAAUAAAUCAGUCUGUCUUUCUUGUAAGUAUUCGUAUUCGCCGUGAUAAGCAGUCGCUUUUUUAGCUAGUUGUAUGUAUGAAUGUACUCUUUUUGCCUCCAUACAUAACAUGGGCGCAUAUACACCAAUUUCAUCGCAGUGUUGACUCGCUUGUAUCUAUACGAAGAGUUUUUUGCUGUCUUUGGUUAGAGGCAGCUAGUUUUGCUCUUCACUUCCUCCCACUAAAUUGCGAAACAAUCCGGUCACACGAUGUCCUAAAUUUCGCUCGCACUUCAUCCGAACGCACGCACCGACCAUAAUUUGCGAACAUGUCAUCGUCUAAUCUGCCAAUGCCGAAACGCGUGACGCAGCAUGCCAACAACUCGCGGCACAACAACCGGGGACGGCAGAAUGCGAAAGGUGGUCACCACCAGAAUCAGCAAGGACACGCGGGCAAGGCCGCUGCAUACAACCUUUUCAGUGGCGGAGGGCAGCAGGGUGCAGGAGGUUCGUCCGGGUCGUCCUCGUUUAAUCAGCGACGGGGGGGUCAGAACUACGAUCAAAAUACCGGAGGGGGUGGUUCCUCUUCGAGCGGCAACAACCCUUUUCAACAAAACAACCCGUUUCAGAACGACCAAUUCGAGCAGUCAGCACACUCGUCCAGAAGUGAGCGCAGCGGGCGCGGUGCUGCGACAAACAAUCCCUUCCAGAAUGACGACGUCAUCGUGCUCGACGAUGACGAAGAGCCAAAUUAUGGUAUGGCGGAUCAUGAUUUAGAUAGUAGUUGCUAUGGAUUUAGAGCAUAACUUAUGCUCUAAGGUUACAACAUUACACCAAGAUAGAGAUGUAAAAAUGUAGCGUGUUUUGAGUACCUGUGCCCUCUCACCGUACCCAGCAUGGAAAAUAAAAUGCUAUGAUUGCAUUGUUUCAAUAUCACUUCACUCUUCUCAACCACUUUUCAGCUUCGUCCCCACGAGAGGAACAGCCGCAGCGUGACGAGCAGACUUAUGGGCAGAAGAACGCCGCACCGCACGUUUCUCUUGCGGAAGACCACGACGACGGGGGGUACGGGGGCCAGCCCAGUGCCUACGGGUUUGACGAGGACGAGGAGGACGAGGCGGAGGAGCUAAACAACCUCCGAGCCGAAAACGAGGUGGAUGACGAUCCGUUGUACAAGGUGAUUGAGGACCCCUUGCACACGUACACGAGUGAUCAGCUCGCAGACUAUGUUUGGCACCUGCUUGCCGAGAUGGUCGCCCUCGGGGAUGCGUCCCCGACAUACGAGUUCCCCGCGUCGCUGAGCAACCAGCAGCGCAAGGAUAUCCACAUCGUCGCCCAGCACCGCGAGUACCGCGAGCUGAUCCAGCACGAAUCCUUUGGACAGCGGGACGUGAACCGCUUCAUGGUGAUUUGGUACGGCCGCAAACAGUCGCGGGCCUCGAAGCUGCAGGAACUUCACCGUCGGUUUGAGGCCCGGGACAGAAAUGUGUUUGUCCCCGGCAACGGUCGGAUGUGGACGACGGAACUGCGGAACGCGGUAACGGGAAAAAGCCACACCGCAGGACAGGCUACGGGGAGUAAGCUCGUGCCGCUGCCUGGUGCAGCUGCGACCGCGAAUAAGGACAAGCUCAGGCAGCAUCUGGGGGGUUUGAUAGGAGCCAAGACCGGGGGAAAAGUACAAACACUGCCCGGGGGAACACAGGUAUGGCAUUUGAUCCCUACACCACCGUUGUGGUUUUUGUUCAAGAAGAUGUUUUUUUGAAUCAAAUAAGUAGAGUGAUGAUCGACGGCAGCACUUUGUUUCUCUUUUGUUCAAGUGGGAGUUCGGCGCAACAUGCUCGACCUCUUGUACGACAAGAUGCCACAUCAAAAGGCCAUGUAGUUUCAUCCAUGCCCUUCUAGCAAGACUGUCACUAUGAUCUACAGGUUGUUCAGGAAAAAGACAAUGAGGCAGCCCGCAUCCCUGCUGUUGUUGGUAGCCAGGCUGAGGCCACGCAGGUGUUCCGCAAUCAGCACCGCGCCGUCCGAAAUGACGUUUACAACGUUUUCGCGUCGGAGUCGAACACGAAGGUGAAGAGCGUCAAUGUGGGCCUCGUGAACCCGAAGAAAAAAUCUGGAAAUAAGGGCGACGGCGACCAGGGUUUCGCCUUUGAGGGCUUCGGACAAGACGGGAGCCAGGUGCGAGCGGAGAUGAGUGAGCGGUUGGACCAGACCCAGGUCGACUUCACCGCCGAGGCGAUGCAAGCGGACGGAGAACCAGGAGCAAGUCCUGGGACCACCACGGGCGGCGCGGCACAGAACAAUCAGCAACUGGAGCUGCAAGUCAAGGCACCCAGGAAGCACUCCCUCGCCGAAGCGCGGACGUUUCUGAACGCGGAGAACACCAUGGAGAUCACGCACGCAGCGGAACUGGACCUGGACGACGACGACGGUCAUUUGGACAUCUACUGCAUCCCAAACCUGAUUGAGCACAGUUUUGCCAAGGUGCUGGCCUACUACAACAUGUCCUACGUGGAAGAGUACAAGCGCGAGGAGGCGCGCGUCGCGUACGCGAUCUCCCGCAACAUCGACCCCUGGGCCAACACGAACAAUCGCAAGGGGCAGGGGAAGAAUCAGAGAUUGAGCGAGGCCGACUUUCAGCAGAUGAAACAAACGGUGACCUCCGUUUUCGAGCGGUUCAUCAAGACCCACGGGUUCCUCACCAUCGCGCACAUCCAGGGACAGCUGGACAACCUGGCCUGGGCGCAGCAGAUGCACCCCUCGCAGAUUUUGAACCUGCCCCAGGUGGGCGCGCUGCUCAAGGGACUGAUCCAGGUCUCCUUCGUCGUGGACACGACCUGCCAAGUGGCGUUUUCCUGCAUGGCGUUGAUGACGCUGCACGACUUGCGGAUCAUGAUUGAACGCAACCCCGUGAUCAAGUCGCAGGAGUCGCUGAACGCCCUGGGUCGACUUGAAUACCACCCGUUGGUGCGGCGGAACUUCCAACUGAAUCUCCUCCCGACGAUCAACAACAGCUCUGCGUCGAAAAUCAAAAAGGAGACCGACGCGUCCCUGCAGCCCGUGGUGAAGUUCCCGGAACUCUCCACCGAGCGGCUGAUGGGGUACCUGAUCGCCACGAUCCCGGCGGAGAACUGGGACGAGCACCAGGGGGACACCGACUGGACCAUCGAGACGGGGCUGAAGAAGGUGGCGCAGAUCUACAAAAAGGCGAACUACUUGGACCUGGGCGUCUUCGUGCAGCGCCAGGGGCUGGUGCGGACUAUCAUGCGGAAGAUGAAGAAGAAGUUCGACCGCGAACAGAAAGUGUUGGAGGAAGCUAUAACCCGCUCAGGUGUUACAAUCUCAAGCGUUACAAUAGAAUCUGGAAUUUGUGUUGCAAGAAGUGCAUGAACAUGAUCUACCCUACUCCCACAGGAUUGCGCAUGACAAGUUCUGGAGUUCCAAUCCGCACUACAAUCUGGCGAAAUUUGCAUUGCAAAAAGUGGAACGCUGUCCGAGUCUGUCAUGUUGAUCAUGCAAGACAAAUCUCAGAUUCUAUUGUAACGUUUGAGAUUGUAACGUUUGAGCAGGUCAUAGAAGCCAUCAACACGCGGCCGUGGAAGCUGGCGAAACUGCAGCGGUCGAACUUCAACCACGCCGGGAAGGAGAACCAGUUGAUGCUGAGCACGAACGUGAAGCAGUUGCACGACCGCGUGAAGGAGGAGCAGGUGCACGUGUCCCACGUGAUGCGGUGGGAGCACGUGUUCCGCGCGUUCGAGAAGUGCCAGACCUACGGACUGCGUUUGGAGUUCUGCGAGGCGCUCUGCGCCCGGGACCUGGGUUUGGAUUUUCGCCGCUCGUUCAAGUCCAUGCACAGUGUGUUGGCAAACUUCGAGAAGUCGGCGAAAGCCGGAACCGACCAAGUAGCGGAGCUCGUGAACAAGGUGCAAAUCGUGUUGGCGCAAAAGGAGCAGGACCUGGACACUUUGGUCGACCGGUUCGUGAAGCACUCGGUGUCUCCGCUGUUGUUCAUGACCUUGGCGAACAUCAUUCCUCUGACAAAGGCGGCGGCGAAGAUGAAGAAACAAAGUAGCGAGGUGUGGAACAAGAGCUCGGUGCAGAAAGCGGACAACCUGCGGAAGCUGUACCUGAACAACGAGCUGAAGCGCCGAGUUUUGGCCUCGUUGGACAAAUUCCCGAAGCAAAAUGCGGACUUGCUCGAAAUUCUGGCGGAGGCGGAGCAAGCGUAUCUGGAAUUCCUUCGUUGUUCCGCGAACUCCGAAGCGCCGGUUUCUGUACUGGAGUACCUGGUCCACGCGGGGCCGGUUAUCGUGCUUUCCGAUCACAGUGGCGACGUUGCUGGGGAGCAACACGAGGCGAAAACGUUGCGGGAGAUCUUGAGUGAGAAAUUGCUGGAGCAACAAAGCACUGGUGGAGUCAAUGGCAGCGCUGGUACUAUGCUUGCGAUCGGCGGGAGUGGUUCGAAUGCAGUACUUGCUACGAAGCAAGAGCAGAGGAAAAGCGUCCCGACCGCAACGUCAAAAGCGUCCGGACUGCUCGUAAAAUCUUCUUCUUCUGGCCUCAACGCAGGAGUUACAUCUACUUCCAGCCAGAGCAAAACUGGACCGCCUGGUGCGAAGGGCGUGACCGCCGUAUCCGAAACGGCCUUCGCGGACCACUUGAUACAGCUGCUCACGGAGCGCGUGGAUAGCUGCGUCGUGGCAGUCGCGAAAGCGAAAGUGGAGUCCGGUGUUAAUGCGGCAAUAGGCGAAGAAUUGGAACUACACGGUGCAGCAACCGAGUCGACGUUCGGGCUUUCAGAAUUCCUGGAGUGGGUCUCUGACUGCGAGUCGCUGCUGCAAGAUCAGUACGGCCACGAGGCCGUGAAGGCGCAUUCCGUCGUGGCUCUGCUGGCAGAGCAGUACGGCUACAAACUUGCGGAUUUGCUCGUGGAGAAAAAUUGCCUCAUUGCUGGCCCGAAUCAGCUCUGCGACGUCCGAGGUAUCACAAAUGGGAAGAGCAAAGAGGGCGGUGCAGGAAAAGCCGCAAAGACUGCGGAAAAUAACUUUUCCAAUAACGACCUGAAGUGGUGGAAGAACAUCGGUCUCUUGCUCGCCGCGCAGGAAGAAAAAAUGCCGGAACCGUCGAAGGAAAGAGUGGAGGGCCGGCUUCGGGCUGCGAUGCAGCGGCACUACUUUGGGGGCUCUGGAACUUCAAAUGCGAGUUCAACCUCGAGUAAUGGACUAGAUUUGCUGCUGAAGAAGUGCAUGCCGGAUCUCUCGGGGCGUGCAGUCGACGUUGCUAGGCUGGAAGAAGCGCGGUUUGCUGCAUCGACCGACGCGGUUCCACGGCUAGCCAUGAUGCUUACGGGACGAAAUUCUGACAGCCAAACCUCGGAGAAGCAAGACGCGACAGCACUGAAAAAAAUGAGGACCGACGCCCUUACCCGGCUCUGGAACACUCCUCUCAUGAUGGAUGUGGCCGCUGCGAAUCCGGAUUGGAGCGAGGUUUUUGCGCCAUUCGUGGGGUCAAUCGCGGAAUUUUGCGCCACUCUGCAAAGCGAAGACUUGAAGAAGUUUCAGACCGAAUUUCUCGAGGUCAAAGCGGGCGUCUACUUCAAAAUCGGCGACUACCGUACGGCGACGGGUAGUGACGAGCUGCGGCGAUCUCUCUUCGAGGAUGACAACCUGCGCAGCGCCGUCGCUGUCGUGGUGCGCAGGUUCGUGCGCGAAAACAUAGAAAGCCACUAUGCCUCUGACAACAUCACAGCUGGUGGAUCGAGUAGCACCGUCGAGAUGUUUGGCGUGUACGAAAAGGAAGUUGCAGAAUACUAUGCGAGUAUAGCGUCUGUCUCGUCGAAGUUUUCCAAUCCGGAAUCUGUUGCAUUGCGGUUUGCGAACUUGAUUCCGUACGAGCUGCUUGCAGUGUCUUCCGAAUUGGAUGCGGCAGCCGUGGCGGACGUGUUUCUGCGUCCCUACGUGAAGCUGCGGCGGCCCAGAACGCUGCUGCUCGCGGAAACUGCGGGGUCGCCGAACGAUCGGGUUUUGGUGUUGGAACUCGGAAAGAAAUUCGGGAUUACCGAGUGGACACUGCCAAAGGAAGACUUUUCAAAAUCCUUUGUAGAUAGCCGUGCUCGGGAGGGUUUUCUGGUCAAGCAUAGACUAGUCUCUGCAACGACUGACGACGGCCCACCUUCGAAGAAGCGGAAACUUGCGGAAGUACAAGGUAGUGCGAUAGCAGCGCCUGCGCUUUCAAAAGAGGAGCAACUUCUCGCAGCACAGGCGGCGAAAGAACAAGCAGAAACGUCGAAAACGGCCAAACCGACAGAGCUGCCGGAACAAGCCGGAAAGACCGACGAGCGAACACCAGGAAGCGAACAAGCCCCGCCGAGUAAUCUUUCCAACGAGACGCUGUGCACGGAGAUCGCGCGGGUCAAAGGGGUCCCCCUGCAGGACGUCGAUCCGGUCUCGAGACACUGGCUUCGCGAGCCGCAGGACGAGCGGAUUCGCAGUCUGCAGAAGACGCUGCAGGGCGCGGUGAGUCGGCUGGCCGCGGAUCUGUACUCCGGGGAAUCUCACUUCGUCCUGGAACUGCUGCAGAACGCCGAUGAUUGCUCCUUUUCCGACGAGGUGGUGCCUGCUUUGUGCAUCACCGUAGCGGACAUCGACCAGCAGAAGCAGGAAAACAAGUGGACCACUUUCCCGCUGCACAAAGUUCCGGGAAAGAACAAGGCGAAGGCGCUGUUGAUCGCGGAGCACUGCGAGGAGGGGUUUCAGGCUAAAGACGUCCGCGCGUUGUGCGACAUUGCACAAUCCACGAAGACGAACAAAAAGUUCAUUGGGCACAAGGGUGUGGGGUUCAAGUCCGUGUUCAAAGUGACAAAGACCCCGAUCAUCCACUCCGGCGCGUUCUCCUUUCACUUCGACUGCGAUGCGCUGAACGGCCUGGGGUAUUUGGUCCCCUUCCCGCUCGCGCGACCGGCGCAAAACCUGUCACCAGACGUGACAAGCCUGUCGCUGUCUUCGGCGAGCACAUCGGGAUCUGCAACUGCAGCUCUAUCAAGUUUUAAAAAUCGCGGGACGCGGACCGUUUUGCCGCUGCUGAACUCGCUCUCCUCGGUGCAGCUCGUGGGCAGGUUGACCGAAGAUCUGCAGCCCAGACUACUUCUGUUUCUGCGCAAGCUGCAGCGGUUGGUGCUCGCUCACGAGGGGUACUUCAAAAUCAAGAUGCAGAAGAACAUCUUGUUUGACGAUGCAAGCUCGAGCAUCUUAGCGUUGGAAACCCUUUCUACUACUUCUGGCACUUCUUCUGCGAUGAAGGAUAAUGUUCUCUACUCUUCCCCCGCUGCGGACCGGGAAACGUGGUUUGUGUACACGGAAUCCUUGGUCUCGCCGACCGAUCGCGGCAACGCGGAUUCUGAACUGAAGAUUGCCAUUCCGGUUCCGGAUGUGAACAGCUACUUGCAAAAGCUGCAAAGUUUGGAAGCCGUCGACUCAACCGUUCCAGAUCACGAUGCUAUCAUCGGCGGAUUCAUUUCCAGCCCGUUGAACAAGGGAGGAUCUUCAAGUGGCGCCGAACCGGACUCGAGCAAAUAUCACGACUUGCAGAAGAACGCCUUGAUUACGGAGCAGCAGCACGUCUUCGCCUGGCUGCCAACGCGGAGCUACGGCUUCCGCUUCGUGAUCCAGGCGGACUUCGCAGUCGCGACCAGUCGCGAGGCUCUGACCUCGACCGACGCAUUCAACCAGUUUUUGCGAGACCACGUGCCGGCGGCCUUUGCUAAGGCAGUGCGGAAAUACAUCGAGAUUGUGGGGAAGAACUACUACGAGCUCGCAGUGAACCCCAGUAAGGACGAAGCGGCGUUUUUGGCCUUGCAAAGUCCGUGGGACGAUGAAGACAUCAGUCCUGCUGCGGGUACCAGGACUCUGCAGAUUCCAGCAGAAGGAAAGUCUGCAAACUUCGACACCCACUUGCGAAAGAGGAAGCAGGUGCUCCAUCUGAUGCUGUCCCAGCUCUAUCAGGUUAUCCCGCUGCCGAACGAGGGUUUGGAGUUCUUCCAGCGCACUCCGCGCGCGGUCCUUGCCGCGCUGGAGAGCGUGCCCUUCCUGUUUGUCCGCAAAGCCGGAAAAUCACCCUCAAGUACUAGUGCCUCCACACGCUUGUUUGCAGCGCCACACCAAGUGCUUCGGGCGCGGUUGCCGCCGACAAUCGCCGCCGGGGCGCGUCAAGCGUUCGGCGGAUUGUUGCGGAACGACGGGGGGUUUGGAGGUGUGAUGGACAACGAGGAGUCGCGGAUUAUGCAGUUCGUGGAGCCGCUGGUGAAUGCGUGCAACCUCUUCUAUCUUGCCUGUGAGGUUCCCGAACCACUCGCACAGGCGGUCAAUCUGAAGUCCCUUGACGGUGCCGUGGCCCUGCAGUGUCUCGAGCAGCUGAACAUUCACAAUAGCACGGAGGACAUCUUGUUCCACACGACGAACGCAAGCGAGAGGAAUAACACUUUGCUCCUCCACCGCGCCUUGCUGUUACUAAUCGCCUUUGAGGACAAGCCGGACAUCCAAAAACUGAAAACGUUGAAAAUUAUCCCGGUGAAACGACUGCAGGACGAAAUCAUGCACACGGACCCGCGGAGCUCCCCUAUACAGUACGUAUCCAUUCAGGAGGAGCAGCAGAGCGGGCGGUCCAUUUACGACGCCGAGUUUUUAGUUUCUCUGGAAAAAGUGCGCGUGUUAGACACGGAAUUUCGCGAAUUCGUGAACCAGGAGCCGCGUUUGGGCGUUUUGCUGCAGCGCCUCGGCGUGCAGAAGCUAGAUUCACAGCACUUUUGCGAGCAGCACGUGCUGCCAGUUUUGUUGGACAACAGUCCCGACGGCGGAGCGCCCGACAAGGAGAAACUUCUGGCCUGCACCCUGUAUUUGAAGAAACUUUUGAUUGAGGGGACCGCGGCGAGCGCAAGUACUUCCGAUUCUACUAAGGCUCAUGGUUCAAAAACCUCCCCCGCUACCGAUGCAGGAAAAGCGACAACCUCAAGUACGAAAACUUCCUCGAAGAUAACUGCUUCCUCGAGGCCCCGUGCCAUGCCAGCGGCGAAGCGUGCGGAUCUUGUGGAGAAGCUCCGAAAAGGCUCACCGUGGCUCUUCGCGCAGGACGACAAAAAAGGAGAGACCGUGGAAAUCAUUCGUUUGAAGAGUGCACAGUGUGUAGCUGCUUCCACAGCAGAUAAUACGCACGAAGAGCACAAUGAUCCCAAGGUGGUUCACGCGGUCCCUCUUCUUCCCGCACUGCGCACUUCAUUCAACUCUUCCUCUUGGUGGCGGUGGUGCCCGGAAGUGUACGUGGAUCACGAGGCCGAGCAGGGGGACCUGCUUGAGGUCGACGAAGCGACGGCUUCCUGGCGGUCGUUCUGGGUCGAGCUGGGUGUGUGGCCAUCACUCGCAGUUGACGCAGAUGAUACCGGAAAGAGCUCGGAAUUCGCCGAAAUCGUGAACUGCCUCGAAAAGCUAGCGGAAAACCCGGCUGGCGCGACGGGGGCCGAAGCUGAAAGCAAGAAGGUAACCUCCAUCACCAGCAGUGGUGUUCCGAAAGGAAAAAUCUUCGAGAACACGUGGCUCUCCGUCAUGGAAACGUACUUCGUGAAUUCGGGGUCUAGUAGAUCGCACCAUGUUUUUUUGCAGACGCGAACCAGUUCCACAAAACAGCAAGAAGCUCCUGCUUCCAAAAUAAGUUCGUAUUAUGCGGAUGAGACGAGGUUUAGUAGAUUCCACGAGCAGCUGCGAAAGGCGAAGUGGCUUCUGAACGUGACUGGGGACACGUUGCGGUCCUCCGAAGAGAGCUGGCUCAGCGUUCCCUUCGCCCCGCACGCGACUCCGGCGCGACAGCCCGCAGUGGUUGCUGCGGCUACAACCACGAGUGCGAACGCUGCAACCGCGUCGAAGAAGGCUGCGACAAGUACGACCUUGAAGCCUUUACCGAAGAAGCAGCAGCUUUUCGACGAGAAGCACCGCGCCUCGAUCCUCGCCGACAACACCAAUGCGCUGGAACGACCGUACAUUCUGCACCCAGCCGUGAAAUUGCUGCAUCAACUUUGGCCGACCCUGUUUCUGCUGGAAAACCCGUCGGCCGAGCACUUGGUGCGGAUCAUCCAGGAUUUGAACAAGGCCGGGCCGGGAGCCGAGGUCCGCCUUUCUAUCCGAGACUGCACGAACCUGUAUUCCCACCUGGCGCACUGUGUCGCGAGGGAAAAGAUCAAAAAGGGCGACGAGCAGGAACAAAACGAAAAUAUUAAAGACACUACAGCGCAAAUAAGUGCUUCGCCAGACAGUUCUUUCGUCAGCUCGUUCCUUGCCACCCACUCCUGGGUGUGGGUCCCGAACCACCCGCGAUUGCUGAACCAGAUUCGGUUUUCGUUUGACGACCGGGGCGUGGGGAAGAAAAUGCCGGGAAAGUUUUACGCGCUCGACCAGCUCUGCUUUUACGACGAGGCACGACUGCUGGAUUCGUACAACUCGUAUGUGUCUGAUUCGGCUUGCGACGUCGCGAGGAAGUACAUGCGCAAGCGGUGCGUGGGCAACUACUAUUGGGGCCCGAAGAGUGUGCUGCCAAAGCCGAAAAAGGAGAGGUUCCUGGCGUCGGACGAACAGAAUCGGCUCCACCACAUGCUCGCCGACUGGGGCGUUGUGGACGCUCCGCAGUGGCCGGAUUUCUUCAAGGUCCUGCACGGCGUCGCGCACGAGAUGACGCACGAGGAAGAUGCAGUGUUGCUGGACAAUGAGGCUACAACAGCACUUGGUGAUGCGCCUCCAGACGAUCCUGCGUCCAGUACUGCAGGGCACUCGUCCCAAGCUAAGAUAUCUUUCCCGGAUCAAAUCUCACGAGUCGUACUGGAAACGGAGGACGCGGUAGAAGUCGUCGAGCGCGUCGUCGAGCAUUUGCGCAUAUGCGUGCGCAUUGAAAUUCAGGCGCUUGUUGAUGAAAAUAGGGUCGACGGAGAGAUGGACCAAGAUGAUGACCACGGCAUGUCAGCGCUAGCGAAUAGUACAGGUAAAAAUGCAACAAGCACUGUAGACUUGCGCCGCGCGCUCGAUGCCCUGCUCUCGGAGAAGCCGCAAGAGUUGACGCCCGAGGUUCUGGAGAUCAUUCACAACGCGUCCGAGGUUCUGAAGGCCUUUGUGGAAAAUGUGGUGGAGAAAAAAGUCAAAAUCGCACCAACUAUGACGGGGAGCUGGAAGAGUUUGGUGUUACCUGGUGGCAAGAGUGAUAGUAGUCCACUUGAGGGGACGACGUCAACAUCCCCCAGCGGGCUGUUCCUUCCCGCCGCGCCGUACUGGGCCGGGGGAAAGGAGGCAGACAAGAGUCGUCCCCACAAAAAGUUUAACUUUCGUUACGAUCUCGUGGAGCCGUACGUGCUGGCCAUUGCGGACCACAACAAGAUGCGUGAUCUGAUUUUUAGCGCCUGGCGGCUGCUGCACGUGCCGCUUUUCCAAAUCGAGUUCGAACGUCUUGCCACCGCGGGCGACCUGCUGUACCGAUGGGAUGGAAGGCAGAUUCCGGCACCGUUGCUUGCCACCUUUGACGCAGCAAAAAAACAAAGUAACGAGAGUGGUCGUGUAGCAGAUGACCAGAGCGCAGCAGAGGCAGCCAUGUUGAGCACGAUUGAAGCGGUGGGAACGCAGCAGUCAGGCCGACCAGUGUCGCUACAGGCCGUCGUGUUUGACUUGCGCACCACCAGAAGACGGCUGUUUCACGCCGACUUUUCCGUGCUCGAGGAGCCGGAGCGAGAGAAGCUUGCGGCAAAGGCUGCCACUGUUCUGUUGGCGAACUGUGACGCGCUUUACUUGAAGAGUGUGUUUUUGCGCGUUUUGCAGCUGAGCUUGGACCUUUUUGACCACGGAUUGGCAAAGUUUUCGUAUAAUGCCGCGCUUCGAUCUUUGAACCACGACGCAAAGGGGAAAUUGCGGAAAAUCGCGAAGGCGCUGUGGGAAAAGUUACAGGAUUUGGAAGUUUACGUCUUGCAGCAGUCUUCUGGCGGGAAAAAGGAGAAUGACAUGAUUACAGGCGAGGAACAAUACAACUACAGCAGUGCAGGUACUGCUUCCGCAACGGGGGCGAAGAAAAUCUCUAAACAGCGUUGCAUUUGUCUUCCGGCUGUUGGGGCUGGCGGUCUGCUUGCAGAUGCAGCAGAGACGAGCAAAUCGUUUCUCUGCGCCCCGCUGUCGGGCGCGAACCACGUUGCAGCCGCGGAUUCGUUUACGAGAUUGCAAGAGAUCAUUCGCACUACGGAUAGCAACGGCUUAGUGUCUCUUUACGACGUCGAUAAUUACACCGAUACCGCAACACUUCCUCCCAGCACCGCGUUUGACCUCGAGCCCUUCGUUGGCGUCACUGCCACGGCUUCCGUGGAGUGCGCCUUGCCAUUUCGCGGGAACCGCAGGGCCGUGGCUCAGAACCGAAGACGAGGUGGUGCCGCGACUAGUGCGCAAUGGUCUCCGGAGUCGCUCCUGCUGGAAAAGUCGCAAGUUUUCGCUUCGAAAAUCCUCCAGACGCAGCUCCAGCUGGUCGCGAACGAGUUCGGCCGCGAUGGAAAGACGAUCAGCGGCGAAACACUGGAAAACUUCUGGCACUAUUUCUGUACGCGGUGCUUUGAACCCGUCGCAGCCGUCCUGGUUCCGGAGUUGUUGAAAAACGUCCCUGCGAGCGGUAUUUCAGAGCCGACGGAAAAGAUGCUGCGACACCCAGAGGCGUACGCGAAGGAGGUACUGAUCCCCUCGUGGGUUCUGGAAGGUGUCCAACAGGAAGUGCGUCUGAUGGAGGAGCGCAUCGAUACCUGCGUGCGGUCGUCAGUGUACGGAAAGGACGACAAAUGCUACGAUGUGCAGCACUCCCUCGCUGCGGCGAUGAGGCAAGUGGACGGACAGAACGGUGCGGAGGAAGAAGGUGCUGCGCAGCACGAGGACGAGGGCAUGGCUGAGGAUGCCGCCUUGCCAGACGAGCUCGCGAGCUUUUUCGGUCGAGAAAGUACGACGGUAUCUGCAUUUCAAAGCAAUAAAAUCGGAGAGGAAAAUGAACAAGAACAACAAAAGAAUGAAACCGAGCGCGACAAGAACUUCUUCCAGCGCCUUAUUUACGAUGCCUACGAGCACGAACUCGCGCACCGUGCAAGACUCGACGCGGAACAGAAGGCGGCCCGGGAGCAGGCGCGGCAGCAAAACCGAGCGAAGCGGAGCGAAGGAUUCGAGAGCUUUUCGCAGCUGCAACUGGGUGCUCCAGGGACUACAGCAGGGGCUUCUUCCUCGGUUCGCUUCGAUGCAGUUGUGACGGAAAACGAGGCGAAGCGGCCUCGGCUCUCGUCUCUGGAUGAGCCGGACACGCGGGCAGGAGUGGACUUCACCGAAAUUUUGGAGGCCAAGAAGCAGGAAGAGGAGGCCCUGCGUCAGCUGAAGCUGCUCGGCAGCGAGGAGGAUGCUGAUGCCGUAGUCAAAGGUCCGCCAAGGAAAAUGCAGAAAACGGAGGGGGCGCUGUCUCGAAUCGCGGAAGACGCUUACGCGGCCCAGCAGCAUUUUAUCCAGUCGAGGCGAAACCAAGCCAUGGGCCAGACCGGCGCGCAGAAUGCACCCUUCCCCGCCCAGGCAUCGCAGCGAGUGAUGAAGCAAGAGGACCUGCGCGGUCCGGGGGACCACGAUCACGGCGGCUCGCCCUCGUUCCAGCAUAGCGGAGGCUCUGCAGGUCCAGAGGGACAGCUUGCCAAAAAUAAGUCGGAGCAAACGGGACAAGAAGGUGAUCGAAAUGCUGCGGACAGCAUGAGUUUGGCAAAUGAUGGCGGUACAACCACCAACCAGGACCGCCCUGUCGACCUGACGGGGCAGGACUUCCAGAAGCUGCUGACGAAAAAGGACAAGGACCUGAUGUUCCGCAUCAAGCACCAGAAAAAGGUGCCCGGGGAGCGGCACCCGCAGAACGCGGAGGUGCGACAAGAGCAGGCCAACCCGCAGGAAGAAGGGAAAAGGAAGCAGUUGGAAAAGAAAAUACAGCAAAACCCUCAGAAUGUCGAUCCGGAAGUGCAGAACCUGAUCGGUGAACUCGGGGAGCAGCAGGCUAAGACCGUGCUCAUGAAGAUGGGCUACGCGGUCUUGUGGCUGAACGAAUUUGAUGAGGCCGGUCUGCCGUUUGACUUCAUCAUUCGCAAAGCCGAUCAAGCCGAUUUCGCCUCCGAGGAUCGGUUGUCCGACGUGCAACGAUACUUUUCGGAACUGGUCUUGCCCGCAGCGGGCGGGGCCACGAAAAAAUUCGAAAUCAACGACAAGCGACUGCAGGAACUCUUCCUGAUUAACGCCGCCGGGCCGGGAACUGGAUCUGCGCCCGCGCAAAGAGCAGCGGCGGCCUACAUUCUCGUGGAAGUGAAAGCCACGCCGAAGAAACAGCGCGAUGUGUUUGAAGUAAGUCUCCAGGAGCUGGUCGCAGCCUGGCGCUGGUCAGACCGGUACUGGAUUCUGCGGAUCGAGAACGUGGUCGGGCAAAUGCGCGACGUCAGGUUCAUCAAAAAUGUCCCGAUCGCGUUACAGCAAGACGACUGCAAACUUUACAUGAUGUGCUCCUAGGGAAGAUGAGAGAUGAAAAAUUGCUUCUCAGUCGCACGCAACCGCGACAUGUCAAAGUUGACAAUCCAAUUAUAUCAACCGGAGCACGAACAAAGAACCCAUUCGGAAGCAUUAAGUACGGAAAACACGAU